GUCUAUUGUGACAUGGAAACUGAUGGUGGUGGCUGGACUGUAUUCCAAAGGAGAAUGGAUGGGAUCUCAAAAUUUCUAUAUUACUGGAAGGACUAUGAUUUAGGAUUUGAGAACUUGAAGGAAUUUUGGCUCGGUUUAAAAAACAAAAUUCAUCGACUUACCACAUCUGGUUUGAGUAGCAGUCUACGAGUUGACCUUGAAGACUUUGACGGUAAUAAGAGGUUUGCUAAGUAUUCUGUAUUCCGUGUAGCAAAUGCUCUAAGUCAAUACGAACUAAGUGUUGGAGGAUACAGCGGAAAUGCUGGAGAUAGUUUGUCAUAUCAUAAUGGAAUGAAGUUUUCCACACGAGACAGAGAUAACGAUGUUUGGUCUGGACUAUGUGCUCAGUCAGGAGCUUGGUGGUAUAUGGAUUGCCAUGCUUCUAAUCUUAAUGGUGAAUAUUUGUUUGGGAAUCACACUUCAUAUGCCAAUGGAGUUAACUGGUAUCACUGGAAGGGCCACCACUACUCCUUGAAAUUUUCUGAGAUGAAAAUUCCGGCGUAA
Messenger RNA from Gigantopelta aegis, 543 nucleotides. RefSeq names its product ficolin-2-like. The record is from RefSeq and is a predicted model, not a curated record. Lineage: Eukaryota; Metazoa; Mollusca; Gastropoda; Neomphalida; Peltospiridae.